This is a messenger RNA of Stylophora pistillata, 2534 nucleotides long. RefSeq names its product sodium/potassium/calcium exchanger 4. Gene Ontology annotation, molecular function: calcium, potassium:sodium antiporter activity; calcium channel activity. Lineage: Eukaryota; Metazoa; Cnidaria; Anthozoa; Scleractinia; Pocilloporidae. Gene Ontology annotation, cellular component: plasma membrane. Gene Ontology annotation, biological process: calcium ion transmembrane transport; intracellular calcium ion homeostasis. The record is from RefSeq and is a predicted model, not a curated record.
UAAAGCUUAUUUUUCAUCGCAUUUACCGCGAUUGAGGGGAACAGGAAACAUAAACAACUUGACAAUUAUGAGGCAAAGGAGAAGAUUCAAGACUCAGCUUGCUUGCGGCGGAGUCCUCGCUGUCCUGUUUACUGUUUUGGCUUACCGUGACCUAAUCAAAGACGUUACAAGGGAAAGUAAGGAGAUCAUAAGGGAACGUUCAGAAGUAUCCAUUACGUCGAGGCAUCUUUUAGCUCACAAGACCCACAAACUAAAAAACUGCACACCUCCAUCGAUAGAAGAGUUUCCAGAUGACUUCUUCAACCAAAGGCAAAGGCAACAUGGCGCCGUUAUUGUUAACUUUGCAGUCGCUUUCUACAUGUUCUGGGCAAUAGCCAUUGUGUGCGAUGAUUAUUUUGUGCCAUGUCUGGAGAUCAUCUGCGAUAAAAUGGAUCUUCAAAGUGAUGUAGCUGGGGCUACGUUUAUGGCUUUGGGAAGUUCAGCACCUGAACUUUUUGCAUCUGUGAUUGGUGUAUUUGUCACAAAAGGAGACAUUGGGGUUGGAACAAUAUUGGGAUCAGCAGUUUUUAACGUACUUUUUGUGAUUGGUGUCUGCGGCAUUGGGGCUGGCACGGUUUUGUAUCUUGCCUGGUGGCCUCUAGUGAGAGAUAGCAUGUUCUAUCUGUUCAGUCUCGUUAUACUCAUGUUGGUUCUUAUGGAUAAUAUAGUCAUCUGGUCAGAAGCCACUGCUAUGGUUUGCUUUUAUUCUGUCUACCUUCUGAUUAUGUUUUUCAAUCCUCGCAUCGAGGCGUGGCUGUACAAAGUGACAAACACAACCAGUCCUGAGUACAAGUCCGAACUUCACGCUAAUAACGGCAAGAAAAACGGGUAUUCAAAAGUUCCCGAAGAUGACCCGGAAAAUCCUGAAUCCGAGAAGAACGAGGAGAAAGGUGAUAUUGAAGAAGGAAAAGAAGACAACGAACAAAACAAAAAGGAGGAAGAAAAGGAACAUAAACGUGGGUUCUCCGAAAGCGGCGAGCAUUUGGCUCAUCAUCAUGAAUAUGAUCAACAAAGACCUCACGAGGUCCCAGAUCUCACUUUAGGAACGCCAUUAAGUCCACCAGAGGGAGCCUGGGCUCGCAUCUGUUGGGCACUCGGGCUGCCAAUCAAUAUUUUAUUCUACUUCACGAUCCCGGAUGUAAAAAAGGAAUCUUGUCGUAAGUUCGUGGGAUUCUCUUUUGUGAUAUGCAUUGUGUGGAUCGGUUUGACAUCAUACAUUCUAGUUUGGAUGGUUACCAUAAUUGGAUACACCUUCAUGAUUCCUGAUACCGUCAUGGGUCUCUCUCUUGUUGCGUUCGGUAGCAGUGUCCCAGACUGCCUAUCAAGCCUCUUUGUUGCCCAAAAAGGUGAUGGAGAUAUGGCCGUGUCGCACACAGUUGGUAGCAAUGUAUUCGACAUACUGUUGUGUCUGGGAAUUCCCUGGCUUGUCAAAACCACUGUCUGGGACUAUGACUCUACCGUUGUCAUCAACAGUCAUGGACUCUUUAUCUCUUGUUUCUUCAUUUUGGGUUCAAUAGCUGUCACGUUGUUUAUUAUUUACUACUAUAAAUGGGUUUUGGACAAAAAAGUAGGCUGCAUCUACCUUUUAUUUUACUUUAUAUUCAUGGGCAUCUCUAUCUAUGUAGAAAUGAAGGCGUUUGGGAAAUAUAACCCGCCUAUGUGUAUGGUAGACGUUUGACUUUCAAUCUUUCAGUCUUGAAGACUGAGCAUUGUCACAAUUCAAUUGACGUAGUAUUCGUAGUAAACUUGUCUGUAUAGACUUGAGGAAUACUCGACAAGUUUUGGUCGAGAAUUUUAAACAUGAGAUGUAAUUUUCCUUAGAGGGCAUUUAAUUGUCCCUGCCUUCAAGUACACCUAACAGUAAGAAAUAAGACUGACGCUUGGAUAAUAGUUUAUAUCAACUAUGGUUUAUGUCAAAAUUACUUGAAUCAAUCUUGUUUCUGAGCUAUUUUCUUCUUUAAGUAAAGUAGAACGCCCUAGCGACUAGUAUUAUUUCGGUUUUAAUGUUAUGAUCCACCCUUAUUUCGAUCAAACAAACUGAAGAACUCAUUCACAUUUUCUUCGAAAUUAACCAAGCUGAUGAUAUCAUUAGAAGAAUUUUCAUUUCCAAGGAUGAAUAACAUUUUUAAGGCAAUGUUCAUUCAUCUAGGACAGAUUUUGCACGUAAAAAUGACAAAUUUUCUUGUUUCAAAUUCACAGGCUGGAAUAGGCCAUUAAAGACGGGAACAAAGAUUCUGCUGAAUCAAACGUGUUCCAAGACACGCAAUUUUUUUAAAAUUAGGUUACGAACAACAAUGACUCUAUCAGAAAGGUAAUUUCUGAGAUUGAGAAAUUGGUAAAGUGAUUGUAUGCAACCAAAGGACAAUUUCUGGCUCGGGAACAAUGUAAGUGCUUCAAAGGGGUAAAAAAGUGAAAAAAAAAAAAACUUUUCACUGGGUUAACUAAAGGUGAUUUAUUAUAACUCAAAUCAAUGCAAUAACAAUUUUUCUUUUUUU